Messenger RNA from Amphibalanus amphitrite, 9906 nucleotides. Its product is annotated as mucin-5AC-like. Bases 6 to 9305 code for a protein of 3099 amino acids. The transcript has a single exon. Lineage: Eukaryota; Metazoa; Arthropoda; Thecostraca; Balanomorpha; Balanidae. The record is from RefSeq and is a predicted model, not a curated record.
ACCAGAUGACACAGGAGAUGACCAGAGAUGUGACAGAUACCACGACAGAGCAGCACUCCAGUAGCACCCUGACUAACGCUUACAGCUCCCGUAGCGCUAACCACCUACAGCAGCAGGAGCAGCAACAGCAGCGCCAGCACUCUAACGCUAUCGCAGGUGUGUACUAUCCCUUCUAUAACGCUGAGUGUACGUAUGUCGAGAGAGCUAAAUUACCAGUACCAGAGGAGAAGACAGUGCAGUCUUCUGAAACCAAAACCACAACUAAAUCUAGUACUUCGAAAUCGUCCACGAUGAAGUCUAACUCAGACUUCUUUACAACAACCUGGGAUGACGAUCAGCCUUUCCCAGUGCCAGUUGCCUUUAACAUGCGUGAUCUUUCGCUGGAACAAUUUAAAACGAUGAACGAGUUCUUUUCUGGGUCCACCAUCUCCAAUCCUGACUAUUUCGAUAAAAAGGACACAAAACAUCACGAGAGUGAGAGCAAAUCGUGGAAAGAGGGUAACACAGAGUACCACAGAAGCAUGACCAAGACAGAAAUCACUUCCGUUACAACUUCAAAGAAGACGAUUGUAACAGACAUUCCGUCUGGAAGCACCACUUCGACGCAAAAGUCGCAUGUUCAGGACACCAGAGAAUCCAACCUGGCUUCAAGGGACAAGAAGAAAGAUGAUUCCAUGGAUCGUCAGUCCCGAUCCAGCGUUCGACUGAGGGAUACUGAGGGCCUCCGGACGAGGAGUCAAAGUCUCCAAAAGACCGCUAGCCAGGAAUUUACCGGGCGUUCACACUCAUUAGAUGGAAGGAUCAUCCCUAUCCAGAUUGCAACAAGCUCGAAUGAGAGAGUAGCUCAGGGUGCGAGUGCUUUCCAACCUGCCCCAAGGCCCGCGUUUGACAACCAGUCCCGAAUCAACCAAGCGAGGGAGAGUAAAUAUAUGAAGACGACUAAAACAUAUGGAGAGCAACAACAGCAGCCUACGAGCCUUUGGAAGCCUGUAGUGCCGCAGGUUCCAGACGUAAUUGCAAAAACUAAGGAUGAAAAGUUCAUGAGUUCCAGCACAAAAACCUUCGAAGAAACUAAGCCAGAGGUCAAACCAUUACCGAUAGGCAAACCUGUCACUGACGCAAAAGUGACGAUUAAACGGGAAAGUAGGGAUGAACUUUCAAAAAACACCAUCACAACCGUUUCAAAGGACAAGACUGAAAGUAGCAACAUUGAGCAACAGACGGGAGGAGCACCAGCAUCUAAGCCUUACAAGAGGCUAAGAUCGAGGUCUGUUGAACACAUAAUCUCCCCAGACGAAGCACCAAUGAUUCGUGAGCAGAGAAGACCCCGUUCAGCGCGAAGAUCUGAGCCAUACGUAACGCCUCUGGUAAAACCUCAAGCUAUCCCAUCUAUGCGGCCACUACGGAGGACGUCCCCCUCACCGGUAAGAACGGGUCCGAAGCCAUUCAUUCCUCCUGUGUACAGCGAUGUGGUGGACGAAAGAGCCAUCAAGACGUCAAAGACUAGUGAGUGGACGGCAAAAGAGAUCCUAAAGCCAGUGGUGUUCAGACCAGCACCAACGAAACCAGCCGAAGCGAUGACCACGUCUACGACCACAAUCAACUCAGGGAGUUUCACGAUGACCUCGAAGGUGGAUAAAGAACAAGAUACGGCACCGGCUGUUUGUCCCCAGGUCACGGUCGUCGAGAAACCACAUGAACUAGCACAUGCUCCCUGUGUUGACAAACCCAAAGAACAUGAUACGAUGGAGGAACGAAAGAUCGCCUCACUGGAGACUACGAAAUCAACGACAGUCAUCACGACUAAGACAGAGCCGGAGGUAACCUCAGCUCCCCGUUCCAUUCCAAUUAAACCAGUGUGGACCGAGCCAGUGCAGACACCUAAAGCUGCUCAAACAGAGCAACAGAAACGCAUGGAGCAGAAGUUUAUGAAGAAGGUCACUGAGCGGAAAGAGUCGAAGGAGCUGCCCAUUGAGCCAUCUCCGGGGCCUGCCCCGAUAUACGACGUCCCUCGCCCGCCUCGGCCUCCGUCGCCGAAAAUUUCUGAACCCUCUCUCAUCGACGAUGUUCACACAUCGCAGUACAAAACGUUCACCGAAGACACCGUAGUGACAAAGGAAAGAGAGACAGUGGCUCCAGAGCCUGUCCCAGUCCAGCAUGAAUACAUCCCAUUGCCUGCUGAUGUAGAUAAUCGACAACAAUUCUAUUCAAAGCAGAUUUGUGAAUCAAGCACCGUCACAACGACCACGCAACAGGAUGUUCCCUCUCCACCCGCUCAGCUGUCCACGGCUCUUUGGCACGAGCCUGUGAUUGCCGCUAAAGCGCCGCAAACUGAACAGCAGAAACGCAUGGAAGAAAAAUUCAUGAAGAAAGUUGCUGACCACCAAGAGUCAAAAGAAAUGAAUGUCGAAUCAGUCGAGGUCCCAGAUGCUGUACAGGCACCCGUUGCGAAGCCACAAACGGAGACCACGAAUGCACAAAAAGAGCAGCUCACUCAAAAUGUAAGCCGAUCCACUACAUAUAUGACAACAAAACAUGAAACGUUUUCAACUCCAGAGCCGAUCCCAGAGGCACCCGUCUGGCACGCGCCGAUACAAGAACCAAAGGUGGUCCAAACAGAGCAACAGAAACGAAUGGAAGAAAAAUUCAUUAAAAAAGUGAUCGAACAUCAAGAGUCAAAAGAUGUGCAAGACCAGCCGAGCGAUGCACCGGCGAUUCCUCAGUAUAUUCCUGUUAUGAAGCCACAAGAGGAGACAACAGAUGAACAGAGAUUUAUAUCACAAGUGACAAGCGUGUCUAACACAUUCACACGCGAAGAGGAGACAACCCCAGCUCCCGCUUCAGUUCCCGCACCACCCGUGUGGCAUGAACCGAUUCAGUUGCCGAAAGCAGCUCAGACUGAACAACAGAAACGAAUGGAGGAAAAGUUUAUAAAGAAAGUUGCCGAGCGGAAAGAGUCGAAGGAGUUACCUAUCGCCCCAAAAGUGGAACCCGAAUCAAUGGCAUCGGAAAUGCAGACUGUCGACCAUACAAAACAGGAAUCAGAGCGAGUGACAACUGAUCAUCAGAUCACUUCCAUGACUAAGGUCCAUCAGGUUCAGACAUCGACUGUUACUGCACAGCACACAGACACACGUGAGCAGCCGCCUGCACCAAUUAUACCCGUGCGGCACGAGCCAGCACGACCCCAAGAGGUGGGACAAACUGAAACACAUUUCAAGGAAACCAAGGAAUCCGCUCACUCAUUACCGACUCCAAUUUACGACGUGCCUCGUAUGACCGAAAAAGCCGGUCAAAAGCCCCUAGAAAACACAAAACCUAAGCCAUUCCAAGCGCCUGUAGUAGACGAGCAGAGUGGUUCCCUUUUCGAGACACACAUGACCCAAACUGUUACUACGAAAACAGAUCAAGAGAUCCCAACAGUUCGAGCAGCAGAGUUUCAGCCUGUUUGGCAAGAGCCAGUGCAUACGCCGAAGGCAGGACAAAGUGAACAGCAAAAACGAAUGGAAGAAAAGUUUAUGAAGAAAGUCACUGAGAAAAAGGAGACACUUGAUCAACGGGAAGAGCCAGUGCCUGUCCCCAUCCAUGAAUUUCCACAACAGGUAGAACCUCCGCUAUCGCAACCAUCAGAGUACCACGAACUGAAGGAACAUCACAGUUCACACUUCGAGAAGAGCACGACAUCCACGCAAGAAGCGGAAACGCCAGUAGCUGAGGCUGUACCAACCACACCUGUGUGGCAUGAACCUGAACCUCAGUUCCAACAAACGGGAAAACAAAAACUAAUGGAGGAAAAAUUCACAAAGGUCAUUGAGAUGCAGGAAACAAAAGAUCAAGAAAAGAAAGAAGCGCCUGUGCAAGCGCCGGUGACUGUUCCUAUAUACGACACUCCUAGUCCAAUAAGACGACCAACAUCUCCAGUUGUGAAGCCCACCCCAUACACAGCAGUUGACCAAUGGCAGCCAGAGCCAUUGACCGAGAGGCAGAGUUUCCACUCGGAAGAAUUUCAUGAAACAAAGACAACUAGUUCGGUACGAGACACAGCUCCUUCAAUGCCGCAUUUUGUUCCACAAUGGCAGGAGCCAGAACAAGCCCCAACGAUUUCACAGUCUGAGCAACAAAAGCGAAUGGAAGAAAAGUUUCUAAAGAAAGUGAUUGAAAACAAGGAGUCAAAAGUAACUCCAGAAGAAACCAGUGCUGGACCCGUCACAAAGCCUUGCGCGACUUCAGCUGACGAAACUGAUCGGAUGCAUUCGUAUAAACAGGAGUUGUAUACGAGCAACACGUCUGAUAUUGCUCAAGAAGCAGUAAAACCUGUCUCAAUACCAACCGAACCAAUCAAACCCAUUUGGCAAGAGCCCGUACAGACACCAAAGGCUUCUCAGUCUGAACAUCAAAGAAAAAUGGAAGAAAGGUUUGUGAAGAAGCUGACUCAAAAUCAGGAAUCAAGGGAGAUAUCAGACAAACCAGAACCUGUGCCUUCUUUGGACCUGCAACCAGAGAUGACACAAAUGGGUCCAGUAAUAUGCACAAAGGAGGUGCGUGAGUUUAAGACCAGUACCUUCACCAAGAUUGAGCAAACAACACGACCUUUAUCAGAACCAAAAGAGCCAAUUGAAGUGCCUCGGAAUGAACCGGUACUCUUGCCGACGGUACCCCAAACAGAAGAAAGCUUUGUUCAAGAAAAGCUCAUGAAGCAGGAAAGCGAAGUAACAAAACCUGAAACCAAAGUUUUUAACCCUGUAAAGCCGAGACCAACACCAGCUGAAAUAGUGAGUAGUGAAAAUCUUUUUUCCAAGCAAACGGAAAAGAAAGAAUUCGUUGAGACGAGCGAGCAUCGGGAACGACAAGCAGCUCCUGCACCGAUCCCUUCGAAACAGGUGUGGCGUGAACCCGAGCAGACACCUAAGGCAGCUCAAACAGAGCAGCAAAGACGCAUGGAGGAGAAAUUCAUUAAGAAAAUUACAGAGCGCAAGGAACUGACAGACGCACCUGAUACUUGUCAGGUCUCAGCACCUGAUUCGCUUCGUCCCAUCGUUCCGCCUGCAAGUCAUCGUGAGACAGUUGUCGACAGCUUCAAUAAGUCGCACGAAGAAAUAGCAAAGCACAUUACAGAGAAAACCACUGUAGAAAUCCCAGACACUACGGAGCAAAUACAUCCACCACCACCUGACAAGAACAAUGCGCAUACACCAGAUUUUCUUAAAACAUCUGACGGUGCUAAAACAAAGCAGCCUACAACCUUUUCUCCCAAAGUACAGCCGAUUUGGAUCGAGCCCGUGGAAACGCCCAAAGCAGCUCAGACAGCACAACAAAAGCGCAUGGAAGAGAAGUUUAUCAAGAAAGUUACCGAACGUAAGGAAGAAAAAGACGUGCAGGACGCACUAAACGAACAGCCCAUCCACCUGACUGAAUUUCCUCCUUUGGCAGAAACUCUUCCACAGCCCAAGGCAACCACGGAAUCACACGUAUCGCAGUUUCAGUCGUGGCAUGAAACGAACCGGACUUUUGAAACCAUCCAGCCACCAAGUUUGCAGGACCACAUGCCAUUACCUCAACCAACACACCUGCCGCCAAGACCAGUCACAACGGCCGCUAAGGGGAAAAAGCCAGCGAGCCUGCGUGAACGUGAAAGAAAGACAUCCUAUCACGACACUAGCAUGUCUGAUUUCUCAGAUUCAGAAACAACGAUCAAAAUCAAGGAGAUUGAAAGCAAACCGCUACAAAUGGACACCUAUGAGUCGUACACAAACGCAUUUUCCAUCGGUCCUAAAAUUCAGGAGCCACCGAUAUAUCACAAAAUACAUAUCGAAGGACAGGAAGAGAAGAAAAAGGAGAACAUUUACGAGACGGUGAUUCCCUUCCCAGCGCCAUUCAAGCCUAUUUCGGAAUCCCAGCCAGCCCCAUCGAUAACGGAGAAAACAAAAGCCUCGAAUGUUCUAGAAAGUGUCCUGAAACACGUUACCGCGCCAACAGCUACACCGGCCGCUGCAGUUGAUGAUACGCCACAGGAGUUUCCUCCCAGUGAGGUUCACACAAAGCUCCCCGAAAAGCCAGAGGUCAUCCCUGCACCCGAGCCUGUCCGUUUCACUCCAACACAGUUUGUGCCAGCCCCGCCUGCACCUGAAGAAGCAGCUCCCCAGGAAAUGCCGACAGAGUCAAAAUUGCAGGCCGUUAAGCAUGUGGACAGUCCCAAACCAGUUCGCAAACAGGCGCCUAAAGUGACGUCGGGUGUGGAGUAUCCAUUUUCUAACGAGGCAGACCUACCUGUGUCAUUCACCACUACUGAGAAGGUUGUCAAAACGGACACCAUAGUGCCCAAGGCACCCAUUACGGUAAAGGCCCAGCCUGAAAUUUCAACAAAAUUCGGCCCAAAAGAAGAAAAACAAACAAUAGAUACGUUUACAUCUCAGCAGAAAAGACGAAAGAAGGAAGAGAAACUUAUGAAAAAGUACGAUGACAUUGCAAAGAGGACAAAGCAAACAACCAGGGAGGAGGAGAAACGGGUCUUUUCGCCAUCGCCCGCACCAGUGGAACGGACCGUUACUCCUACGUCGAACAUUACCAAAGUUUCUGAGUCUAAGCAGUUCAGUAGUCGGACUGAGAGCACGCAUGAAAUCCCAAAACCAGUCCCUCCGCCCACACCAACUUACUCCACAAAAGAGACCAAGAGCAAUCUGGAAAAGUUCCAACAAACAAAAUCAUCGGAAUCCGCCCACCCAUCUGCGCCCAUCUUCCGACCGCCUGCCGAGGCUAAACAACAGAGCGAACUUUCUCAAACAUUCGAGCGUACAAUGACGUCUCAGUUGUCGUCGUCAUGGCGGCAGUCCACACCGUCGGCCGGACCCUGGCCGACUGCCAAACCGGCGUCCGCUCCCACCGCGCCACCUCACAAACGCCUCGCCGGUAGCCACGCGACCGACGAGUCGCGAAAGCGUGAAGUCAUCGCGAAAAUAAGCAGUCAGCAGAGCGACCAGGCGAGACCAGUCACCGCCAGACCAGUGUCAGAGCCGAGUGCGCCGUGGCAGGAGAGCACAACACGCACCGAGAAGACUGAGAGCACACGUGAAACGACGGAACAAACGGUGAAAACAACAGACACCGUCCGUCCGACGCCGCACGUCACUUGGCAGCCAGUCCCAUCGUCGAAGACGGAGAGCAGUGAAAAGCGAGACACCGCUCACCUAUUCUCUGCGAAGACCGACAGCGGCCUGUAUCAGCGUCCAGGCCCUAAGCCUACCCCACGCGUAAUGGAUGUGAUGCCCCAGCAGUUGCCGCACACGCCGACCAGUAUGCCGGAGCCGUAUGUGGACCGACAAGAGACAUUCAGCAGCUCAAAGAGCGAUGAGAAGACCGCCACUGGACAUCGGAAGAGCGAGUCAGCUGAGAAGAGGAGUCACGAGGUGCUCCACUCGGUGACUAACCUUCCUGGGUCAAGCACCUCAAAGACCAUGCAGCAGAGCUCGUAUCAGACCAUGUCGCAGUCCUUUGAGACGUUCGACCAUGGCUUCCCGGCCUUCCAGGCCCCAAAAGCCCUCGAGUUCCCGCCGCUGUUAACUCCCGAGCCGUUCAGCGAUCAUUGGAGCUCCCUGGACCAGAGCAUGUCGUGGCACGAUAUGACGGAUCUGAGCUCUUCGCUAGACGAGCAAAUCAACCAACAACCUUCUCAGCCACUCCAAACUAUACCAACCUGGCAACCGAGCUGGAAAGCGACUGACGAAAAGAAAACAUCUGAAGAAACAUCUGGAAAUUAUCACCAUAGUGAGCAAAUAAUUCCCAUCGAGAUGCCAGCAACUACCAGCGGCUUAAAAACAACGCAGUCAGCGAUGAAUGAUGCAAGCAAGCAAUAUCGACAACAGACGGAGCUCUUCCAAGAUCAUACACCUAGGAGUGUCCCAUCAUCUUCAACUUCAUCAUUCAAGGAAAUGAAAAGUUCUAGUCACUUCGAACAAAGAAAAACUGACUCGUCAAGUAAAAUGGAGAACAGAGAGCGGAUCGUACCGCUCACUCCUGAGCCGAUAUACGCUUCGCCGAGCCAGCCUGUAUUGAGAACCCCGUUGAAAGAGGAACAAAAGACCUCACAAGGUUUUGGUCGUUUUGAAUCAACGACACAACAAACAUCCAAAACGUCUAAUGAAACGGUAAUACCUAUUACGAUGACAUCACAAAACCGUCUGGAGCGCUAUCAAAAUAUUGCAGCUGCAAGUGCGCCUUCCCACAAGCCAGAUGUUCCUCAACAGCAGCAAUAUCAAGAGAAGUGGUACGAAGAACAACGACAGCAGGCAAGUCAAAAUCAGACGCCCGUCUCGAGGCCAGCUUACGGUCAGGCACCACAACAGAAAACCAAUAGCACAAUCCAACAGUCGACUUUCGAAAAACAGACAAUGUCUUCAGGGCAUGAACGCAAGAUACCAGUAGCUAUGGCACCAGCCGGAGCUCCACGCUUAGUGCAAAGUCAAGGUGGUGCUGUUCACUCAGAUCUGGCUUCGUCAGGAAAAACUACUGGAUCACCAUUCGGUGCCUCUCCCUAUGUUGACAAGCAAGAGACAUCCUCACAUAGCAAGAGUCACGAGGCGACCGGCAACGUGACAAAAGACACCGAGUCUUCUGAGCGUUCAACGUACUCUGUUCAGCGCAGCGGACCCAAGACGCUUCCUGGGCCGACACUCGGGUCCUCUGUAACGCAGAGUUCGUCCGAGGUGCGCCACGAGACGUCUCAAAGUCACACAGAACACACCAGCAGCUGCUGGCCGCAGUCAUCAGCGCCACAAGCAAGAAGUGUGCUGCCGCCAUCCAGCAAAGAAACGAACCAAACAGUUUUCGAAACGACAUCCGGCACUUCAGGCAGUCUCUGGGGCUCCCAGCCGGCGAUGUCUGGCAAAGAACCCACAAAUCAGUUUGGAUUGAGGAAAACGAAGACCGAAACAAGCGGGACAGAUGAGUCGAAGAAGGACCAGCUGGCUCGGUUGGGGUCAUCCAGUGGCAGCGCUGGACCACGCUCCGAGUCGGCUUUCAUGGAGAAACGCACGAAAGAUGGAAAGAACGAGCACUACCAAUCAUUGGGCUACACGAGCGGGGGAGACGUGGAGCAUAUCGAGGAGGCAAACCGCUCCAUACGGAGGGAGAAGGAGAACAUGAACGCCAAAAAGGUGGACAAUAAGACGGAGGUGUUUGAGACAGAAGAGGUGCGACCAGACGGAAAGUACAGGAUUCAAAAGACCGUGGAGACCAAAACGGAAGAAGAGCUUAUGCGGAGCAAGAAAAUUGAAACGACUAUCGAGACGCUACCGGCUAUCGGACGUUAGAGUCAGCAAUCGAAGGCAGUGUUGAGAGUUCUUUAUAGCAUCAGUGAGACUCGGAGAAGACAGUCACCUGGCAGAACACUGUAGCAAAAAGUGGACAGUAUCAUGUCGCACUAUUGUUAAACUGCUUUUGUCGUUGAAUGUUGAGUGAGCAUUGCUUCUGUGGUGUAACGACUUUGUGAGCUGCAACUGCAUGCAUUAGGCAUUAUUUUUGUAGUUUAUUGUGGUUGAAGUACGUGUAUGCGCAAUAACGAUUGCUGCUUUUGAUCCGUUACACACCUCUAACACAAAGUCCCAACUUUGCCACAAUUCUCUAGCGCAUCAAUUUUUUAGCUCGUCCCACUGACCGAAAGUGCAAUUCCACCAAGUCUUUACCUAAUAUCUUUGCCAGCAACGUCAAACAAGCAGCUGCCUGGUUGUGGGUUAAAUUGUCGCCGAGGACAACGAUGUAUACGACUUAAAACUAUUUCUCGAACUUUCCGAUGAUAUUAAUACGAUAGCGCGAACGAACUGCCAUAACAGCUAAUCGAGCUACAGUGCAGUGUUGCACGCUAGCAGAGCGGAAUGUUGGUGACUAGUACUGCAAUAAAUUUGUGGCGCAGUG